CUCGGCCGGGCUCGGGCGGCUCACCAUGCGCGGCGGGCAGGGCGCGGUGCGGGCCCCGGUGCUCCAGUUCACCAACUGCCGAAUUCUGCGGGGCCGGGCGCUGCUCUGGGAGGAUCUGUGGGUGCGCGGGGGCCGCAUUCUGGACCCGGAGAAGCUGUUCUUUGAGGAGCGGCGCGUGGCCGACGAGCAGCGGGACUGCGGGGGCUGCAUCCUGGCACCAGGCUUCAUCGACGUACAGAUCAACGGUGGAUUUGGCGUUGACUUUUCUCAAGCCACGGAGGGCGUCGGUUCCGGGGUCGCCUUGGUGGCCCGGAGGAUUCUAUCUCACGGAGUCACCUCGUUCUGCCCUACGUUGGUCACCUCGCCGCCGGAGGUUUACCAUAAGGUCCUUCCUCAGAUCCCCGUGAAGAGUGGUGGUCCCCAUGGGGCAGGGGUCCUCGGAGUGCACCUGGAGGGUCCGUUCAUCAGCCGGGAGAAGCGGGGUGCACACCCUGAGGCCCACCUGCGCUCCUUUGAGGCCAACGCCUUCCACGAUGUGCUGGACACCUAUGGGUCCCUGGACAAUGUCCGCAUCGUGACGCUGGCUCCUGAGCUGGGUCGCAGCCACGAGGUGAUCCAGGCACUGACGGCCCGUGGCAUCUGCGUGUCCCUAGGGCACUCAGUGGCUGACCUGCAGGCUGCAGAGGAAGCCGUGCAGAGUGGGGCGACCUUCAUCACCCACCUCUUCAACGCCAUGCUGCCUUUCCACCACCGUGACCCAGGCAUCGUGGGGCUCCUGACCAGUGACCGGCUGCCCCGGGGCCGGCACAUCUUCUACGGGAUGAUUGCCGACGGCAUGCACACCAACCCGGCCGCCCUGCGCAUCGCCCACCGGGCCCAUCCCCAGGGGCUGGUGCUGGUCACCGAUGCUGUCCCUGCCCUGGGCUUGGGCAAUGGCCGUCACACGCUAGGGCAGCAAGAGGUGGAGGUAGACGGGCUGACAGCCUACGUGGCAGGCACCCAGACGCUGAGUGGCAGCAUAGCCCCGAUGGACGUCUGCGUCCGUCACUUUCUGCAGGCCACAGCAGGCUGCAGUGUGGAGUCGGCCCUGGAGGCUGCGUCCCUGCACCCCGCCCAGCUGCUGGGGCUGGAGAAGCGCAAGGGAACCCUGGACUUUGGGGCCGAUGCAGGUCAGGGUCCGACGCAGGGUGGCCCCGGGCAGCCUGAAGACGCGGGAGUUCUUGGGGUGCCAGGGCAGACUUCGUGGUGCUCGAUGACUCCCUCCAUGUCCGGGCCACCUACAUCUCAGGCGAGCUGGUGUGGCAGGCGGAGGAGGCCAGGCAGUGACCGAGGACCAUGGCUGGAGAGGACGCCCAGCCCCAGCUGGACACUGUCAGGGCUGGGCCGUCGAGGAGCUGGUCUCCGGGGAGCAAGUGGGAGCCCGGCCCCAGGUGGACAGCCUUGACCCGGGAGGCUGCUGGCUGGCUUGGAUAAACGUGCACCCCACAGGGGCUUGCCUGGUCUCCGAGUUUUGCUUCAGAGCGGGGCUUCUUGCUGUUUCUGCUGUCACGCUGGUGGCUCUCCUGGGGGGGGGGGUGUCCAUAAUUCAUUGUUUAGGUUUGAGAGUAGCUGGAUUUCAGCUCAGCGUAAUCUUCUGGGGCCUUGUGGGGCUCCAGUGGAGGCGACAGGGCCCCAAAGUAAGAUGAGUGUGUCUGAGGCCUGCAGACCCACAGACAGAUGUGCUGGUUGAAAAUGGGUGGAGGCGAGCAGGGAAGCCUGGGCUGUUGGGGUCCCUGGAUAAGGCAGCUUCAAGGCGAGUGGGCUUCGGGGGGCCCUGCUGGCCUGAAGAUGGCCGUGAUGCGGGUCAUAGACAUCUUGCCUUGGUGCAGCCCCUUCCCCUUCAUGCAGGUGCAGUCCUCGGAGUAGGAGGGCACAGACGGUGUCCCAGGACACCCUUGACUGUAGCUUGGCCACCGCUCUUCCCGCCUCUGCUGUAGAGCCCACUAAAGGAAAUGUCUCCAGGCCCAAAGUGACAAAGAGUCACAGGUCUCAGCUGUGUUUGAGGGUGAACAACCUGGGAAGAACAACUUGAAAGGCAGGGCUGAGCGGGGACCCGGGGCAGGGGCACCAGGGCACUGGGUCUCAGGCCACGUGCCCUUGGGGUGCAGAGGUGCUGUGUGCCUGGUGGUGACUGGCCAGCUCCUGCAAUGUGCCAGCACAAGGGAUGCGGGGAGGGGCCGAUGCACUGCUCACCUGGUGCCGGGCCUCCUAAGUGCUCUAGGAGGCUCAUUCUGUUCUUCUAUCAAAAAUCCAAAAGGGUUUCCUGUUUUUCACCCCCGUUUCUCAGAUAGGGAAAAGGGGGGCACUGAGUCCCAGAGCUGGAGCACCAGGGCCAGGGUUUGGCCUGGCCUACCUGACUCCAGGGCCUCACUUAAACCCCCCACCAUGCAGCCUCUCUGGGAGGACAGGGAGGGGCAGGUUGAGAUGGUGGUCGGCAAGGCUGACACCAGAGAUGGCAGGAGCCAGUGCCGGCAGGGACAGCACUAAAGGCAGAGUGGGCUGCCCCAGUACAGGCCUAGUGUGUGUGAGGGACAGAUGGCCACCCUGGCUGGGGAGAAGAGGGGCCCUGGGGGGCUGGAGAGGAGUCACAGGUGGUGAGCAGGGCCCUGCAGCUGUGUGGGAAUUUGGAUUUUAUUUGAGGUGUGGAGGUAGUUGCUGGAAGAUCUUUUUUUUUUUUAAAUUGUGGUACAAUGUAUAUAACAUUUACCAUUUUAACCACUUUUAAGUGUGCACUUCAGUGGCAUUAAGUACAUUCAUAUUGUUGUGCAACCAUCACCACCAUCCUCUCCAGAACUUUUUCAUCACCCUGAACGGAAACUCUCCACCCAAUAAACACUCUCCCAUCCCCA
Messenger RNA from Diceros bicornis minor, 2888 nucleotides. It is a transcript of the gene AMDHD2, whose product is annotated as amidohydrolase domain containing 2. Gene Ontology annotation, biological process: N-acetylglucosamine catabolic process. Bases 26 to 1444 code for a protein of 472 amino acids. The transcript has 11 exons. NCBI's taxonomy places the organism in Eukaryota, Metazoa, Chordata, Mammalia, Perissodactyla, Rhinocerotidae. The record is from RefSeq and is a predicted model, not a curated record. Gene Ontology annotation, molecular function: N-acetylglucosamine-6-phosphate deacetylase activity.